This is a messenger RNA of Fopius arisanus, 2329 nucleotides long. RefSeq names its product endothelin-converting enzyme 1. Gene Ontology annotation, molecular function: metalloendopeptidase activity. The record is from RefSeq and is a predicted model, not a curated record. Gene Ontology annotation, cellular component: plasma membrane. The transcript has 16 exons. Lineage: Eukaryota; Metazoa; Arthropoda; Insecta; Hymenoptera; Braconidae. Gene Ontology annotation, biological process: protein processing. Bases 92 to 2263 code for a protein of 723 amino acids.
GGGAAGUUCGAGUAAGCAUUAGUUUCCCGCACACUGGUCCGAUAGCCGGUCGUAAAUUUCGGUGAGACUUCUAAUAUUUUUACCUCCAAGGAUGAUUCGCUUAAAACAGAGGAAUAUUGGCUAUUUCAUGAUACUUUUCAUUCUCUCGUUGUUCUCACUAUCGAAAUCCCUGCCUGUCAAACAGUCUGACAAUUUCCAACCAGGCAAUGACCUGGUGAACUGUUUGAACGAAUCAGCAGAUCCGUGUAACGAUUUCUACGAGUACGCGUGUGGCCAGUGGACCAAUCAGCAUACUCCAGCCGAGGGAUUCCCAAUCUGGUCAAACUGGUACCUGAUUUCGCACAGCGUACGACCUAAGAUAAAGGAUUUGUUGACCAGAGCAAAUUCAGAAACUGACAUUGAAGCCAUUCGAAAAGCUCGAAAGGUUUAUCAGGCGUGCAUGAAUAAAGACGCAAUUGAAGCAGCUGGUGCAAAGCCUGUCAUAAAAUUAGUUAAUGACAACGGAGGAUGGCCACUUGUAAUGAAGUCCGACGAAUGGAAAGCGAAAAAUCUGACUUGGCAACAAAUACAUUCUAGGUUUCUCAAGACUCUGGGAGUUGAAGCUUUAUUUGCGAUUCAAAUGCCACCGGACGUUAAGAAUUCUUCAAUCACCAGACUUGUGGUUUCUGAACCAAAUCUGGUUCUAAAGAAAAAGGAAUUGGUUGAUUCAAAGAAUUUUAGGCAGUCUUUCGCCUACACCGGUUACAAACUCAGAGUUACUGAUAUAUUCCUCAGAAGAUCAUCGGUUGAAGAGGAGUUAGGAAACGUUUCACUGCUAGUGGAACUGAACAAUUUUGAGAAGGAACUAGCAGAGAUUACACAUGAUGAACAAGGUAUCAACAACAUCGAUGAAUGGUAUAGUCUGAUGACAAUCGACGAGCUCCAAGAGUUAUAUGACAGCGCAAAUAUGACAAGUCCAACUGCGCAAAUUAAUUGGCUCGAGACAAUUAGGGAUAUGUUUACAUUAACUCCGGAAAUCACAGUGAAUGGAUCGGAACCGAUAAUUGUACCGGGGAAAGAGUUUUUUCCAAAAUUUGCUGCCUUGCUGAAUAAAACUGCACCGGAGACUAUCGUUAAUUACAUCGUAUGGUGUGUAAUUACGGAUGUCUCUCUUUACGCCAAUGACGAGCUAAGAAUGCUGCUGUCAGAUUUCAAUAAUAGACGCGUUGGGGCAGAUCCAAUUGGAACCAGGGAAUACGACUGUGUGUCUUUGGAGCAGAUGGGGCGGGCGGCUUCAUACUUAUUUGUUAAGGAACACUCUUCGGAAGAAUCGAAAGAGGCGGUCCAAGAAUUAGUGGGGAAUAUUCAAGAAGCUAUGAAAAACUAUAUCCAACAAUCAACUUGGCUUGAUAAUGAGACGAAGAAUCUGGCUACUGAGAAAAUCGAUGCCAUCAUUAAAUUCAUCGGUUAUCCAGACGAAUACACUGAUAGUAAUAUCAAUGAAUAUUACGCAGAGUUUACACCAACAGAUAGUUAUUUCGAGAACGAAAUGAGGAGCCGCGUCUUUCAGAUGAAAAGAGCAUUAAGAGAAUUACGUAAGCCGACAAACAAGAAAGAAUGGCCAGUCGAACCGAAAGCUAUCAAUGCUUAUUAUAUACCUGUUCUGAAUACAAUGGUGGUACCAGCUGGAAUUCUUCAGCUACCUCUCUUCAGCCAAAACAGACCUAGCGUGAUGAAUUAUGCAAUGCUUGGAACAACAAUUGGCCAUGAAAUAUCACACGCUUUGGAUAACAGCGGCCGUCGGUUCGACAAAAAUGGUAAUGUGGUCACUUGGUGGUCGCAGCCGAAUAUUGACAAAUAUGAAGAGCAAGCAGAAUGUUUUGUAAAUCAGUUCAAUAAUUAUACGAUAUAUGAAAAUGACAGGAUUAGGAUUCCGGUGAAUGGAACCUUGACGUUAGAAGAAAAUAUAUCGGAUUCCACUGGAUUACAAGUGACUUGGGACGCGUACAAGAUGUUUCGUGAUAAACAUGGCACCAGUGGUUUGAACAUCUCUGAAUUGGAGCGAUUCACUGAUGAUCAGAUAUUUUUCCUGUCAUUCGGAAAUUUGUGGUGUGCAUAUGAGAGUGAUAUGUAUCUUCAGCAAUACAGCCCUGAAGACGUCCACAGUCCUGCAAGAGCUCGAAUCAACGGUGCUGUCUCCAACAGCGCAGCUUUUGCAGCAGCUUUUAAUUGCCCAGAGAAUUCCUCGGUAAAUCCUUCGAAAAAAUGCAAUAUCUGGAAAUGAAUUGUAAAUAUUAAUUGCAAAUAAAAUUCAAACCUCCAGAUAAUUGGAGGCGCAAUGUUUAAAAAA